AUGAACGAAGAAUCAAGGAGGAAUACGUUAACAUCAACUCAAAGAAUUCAGAGACCAUCUCAAGUAUCGUUUCCUGAUAUGAAAUCAGAGAGAUUUAAUUAUUCCUUAGAAGAAACUUUGGAAUUUCCUUCAAUAGCUGAUGUUCUCAGCAGUGAAAUUGUUAUUGAAGAACAGAAAGAAUUUGAGUAUAAUAACAUUUCUGUAUAUUUGUUCGGGCCUGACAACAAGCUUCGAAGAAUGUGUAUCCAAAUAUCCGAAUCUUGGUAUUUUGAAAUGAUUGUAAUAAUUGUGAUUAUUGUAAAUUCACUCCUUCUUGGAGUUUUUGAUUAUGAAAAUCCUCAUGACAAGUCCAUCAGGAACCAGAUCGUCAUCUAUUCAGAACCCAUAUUUUCAAUCUUGUUCUUAUUUGAAUGAAUCAUGAAGGUUAUAGCUAAGGGCUUUGUGCUAGAUAAAGAAACUUACUUGAGAGAUGGAUGGAAUGCACUCGACUUCAUAGUCGUUUGCACUAGUAUCCUAUCUUUAGUACCAUCUAUUGAUAAUAUUUCAUUCAUACGGAUGUUUAGACUCUUUAAGCCGCUAAGAAGCUUCAGUUCAUUUCCUGCAAUGAAGUCAAUUGUUGGAACUAUUCUAGACUCUCUGUCAAAACUUGGAGAAGUGGCUAUCGUUGCUGUUAUAUUCUUUUAUAUUUUCUCAAUUUUGGGCGUCACUUUAUGGUCAGGGAGUUUACAUUAUCGAUGAUAUACAACUCCAGAACCUGUAAAUGGAGAGUGGAUUGUCCUAGAAAGCCACACAAGGCCAUGAGAUGCUUUCGCCUGUCCAGUAGGAUCUUACUGAGGCUCAUUAAUAAAGCAAUAUGACGAUCACCCAGAGACAUUGAACUUAAAAGGUGAAAGUAUUUAUAAAGACCUCAGAAUAGAAGAGCUGCAAUAUGGCCAAGUUGGGUUUGAUAAUAUCUUCUAUGCAAUCAUCACUGUUUUUCAAUGUCUUACUUUGGAAGGAUGGAGCGAUUUAAUGUACAACUAUCAAGAUGCGACAGGAACUCUAAUAGCCUCCGUUUAUUUUGUCAGUCUGGUCUUGAUGUGAGCAAUCUUAUUCAUGAACAUUAUUGUCGCAGUCCUGUUUGAUAAUUAUGAUGCAGCUGGCCAGGAUAAACAGGAUGAAGACUUGAUAGAACUUGAAGAGAAAGCUGAAGAAUUAGGAAUUCAUUCUUCAGUCUCCGGAAUUAUCAUUAAUAAUGACAUCAUUGUCGACAUAAGAAUUAAAGCUGGAAAAUUCAGUGCUUGAAAGAAUUAUUGCAAAAGUUUAUGAAACUGGAAAAACAAGGUCAAAUAUCCAGAGGGGAAAUAUUUUCAUAGCAAAUUUAUCCAAUUUAUGUAUCGGUUGGUGAACCAUCCUUCAUUCCAGUUGUUCAUCUUCAUAAUAAUUGGUCUGAAUACUGUCACUCUAUGACUGGAUAUGUACACUUUAAGUAGUGGAACAGUCGAGAUAAAGUCUCUAGAAUAUUUUAACUAUGCAUUUAUAUCAAUUUUCACACUAGAAUUAGUCGUGAAUUUGAUUGGCCUUGGCUUCAAAGAAUUCAUUAAAGAUAAAUUUAACAUCUUUGAUGUCUUUAUUGUCCUCAUUUCCUACAUUGAGCUUACAUUAUCAGGAGGAGGUGGUGCUUAUACCUCACUCAGAGCAUUUAGACUAUUCAGAAUUUUCAAACUAUUCAGAGUAGGAGGACUCAGAAUUCAAAUUGAUUGUUUAACAAAGACUAUUAAAGCUAUCUUCCCUUUUAUUAUUUUAAUGCUACUAUUCGUGUACAUCUUCACACUCAUGGGUCUUCAGUUCUUUGCUGGAAAAUUAAGACUCAAUUCGCAAGGGAACUAUGAUCCAAAUGUUCGAAGCAUAAGAUACAACUUUGAUACAAUAAAGAAUGCUUUUCUAUCUGUGUUUAUCCUGCUCACUGGAGAAAAUUGGAACCAAAUAAUGUAUGUAGCAAUGAGGGCUGUGCAUCCAUUUGCUUCCGUCUACUUUGUCGUUGUGAUCGUAAUGGGAAGUAUUAUUAUUCUACAGCUUCUUGUUGCUAUACUUCUGAAAAACUUCGACCAAGCACAUAAAAUUGCAGAAAAAUAGAAAAAUUAUCGAUACUAUUGAAAGAAAAAUUGAAGAAGGAAAACAUGUUCAUCAUGCAGUGCAAGCAGUUCUGAGAAAAAUUGGAGAAAUUAAUCUAGAAACCGGAGAAAUUGAUAUCGAUAAGGUGAAAUUUGGAAAAGAGAAACUUAAAAUUAGAAGUAAGGCAUCAACUAAGAAGCAUGAUGCAAGAAUACUCCAGAAAAACCUCACAUCACCAAGAAUGAUAAGUCCAAGAAGUGAAUUUGAGAAGGGGAGUUCUUCAAAUGGAGACCCUCUGAGCAUAGCAAUUAACUCUAAAAAGAACCCUCUUACAACACAAAGAAGCAUUAUAAAUUGGAACAAACUCAAUACACCUUCCAGUAAAAACCAGAUUACCUCAUUUAAACUUAAAUAAAUUAUCUCUGGGAAAAGCAAAGAGUUCACUAAGCAAUAUAUCAGAUAACACAAUCUUUAAGAAGAAGAAAGAAGUCACUUUUGGAGAAACAAAACAGGAGAAAAUAGAGAAAAAGAGCUCUGAUGAAGAAUCACAAGAGAUUUCAGCAAAUGAUGUUUCAUUGAACUUUCUAGAAGAGGAUGUUAGUGAUCACCCUCAAACUAUCAAUAGGGCUGCUAGCAGUCAUCUUAAUAAUAGCGGCGCUGCAGAAUCUAAGCUAGCAUCAGCAAUAGGAGAGAAAGUUACUAAAUCAACGACUAAAAAUUUGAAACAAAUAGUGGAAGAAGCUGAAAAUGAGAGCAAAGAGUCUGAAGAAGAUGAAAAGAAGCAAGAAGAAGAUCUAAAGAGGGAAAAUAACUCUUCUAAAAGUGAUUCUAGAAAGCCAAAAAUUUCAAUACAGGAAACUGAGCACUGAAUGCUGAGGACAGAGAGGAGAUUAGUAAGCUCCAGUGGAAGUGAAAGCUACGGUUUUUCAGAGAUUGAUGAUGGACAGAAUAAAAAUAAAGUUUGGCAAUAUAUGAGAAAAUCCUCUCUAUUUAUCUUUCAUAAAGAUUGGCAAUUUAGAGAAUUCUUGCUUGGAAUUGUUACCACUCCAGAAGAUAUUGUUGUCUCUGAGAAAGCGGAGUCAAACCCAGAAAAGUACGGACUUAAGGAUUUGGAAAAGUCUCAAUCACUGAUGAAUAUUCAAAUUAAUAGAGGAAAGAUCAUCGCUAGUCGGAAGAGGAAGACCAUAUCAAGAAUUUUUGAAUAUUUCAUCAUCACAGUUAUUCUCUUAAGUUGAAUUUUGCUAUGAAUAGAUACACCCUUGAAUGACCCUAACACAGGUUUCUCUACAUUCCUAUCCUUUUGUGAUAUACUUUUUAGUUGUAUCUUUAUGAUAGAGUCAGUAAUGAAGAUAAUUGCAUUUGGAUUUAUCCUAAAUCAUUACCAAGGGAUCACCCCUUACAUCUAUAAUCCUUGGAACGUACUUGAUUUCAUAGUAGUUCUGACAUCAAUUUUCGACAUUUAUUUCUCAUAUAUUGCCAGUAAUGGAGGCGAAACUGAAAAUUUAAAUAGCUUAAAAGCCUUGAGAGCGAUUCGGGCCCUCAGACCACUUAGAAUGAUCAGUCGAAAUGAAGGUCUGAAGAUCGCAAUUGAAGCAUUACUAUCCUCAUUGCCAGCCAUUGGUAAUGUGGUAAUCAUCUUGGUUCUCUUUGUUCUUAUAUUUGCUAUUCUUGGAGUGAAUUUCUUUAAAGGAGCCUUCUACUCUUGAACUUCUAAAGAGGAUGAUUCUUUGAUAAUUCCUGUAGAGAAUAAGACCGAAUGAAAUAACUCUGGAGGCAGAUGGAAAACUUCUGAUAGCAACUUUGAUAAUGUCCUGAUUGCUUCAGUUACCUUAUUUUCAAUAAUGACCUCUGAAGGCUGGAUAGACGUCAUGAGCGAUGGAGUUGAUUCGAUAGGUAUUGAUAAGCAACCAAAAUAUAAAAAUAAUGAAUGGAUGAUCCUUUAUUUUGUAAUAUUCAUUACCCUUGGGAUGUUUUUAUUAAUCAAUCUUUUCACUGCAGUAAUCACAGACCAAUUUACAAAAAUGAAGGCCUCCAAAGAAAUUGGAGCAGGAGCAAUUUAUUCUUCCGAGAAUUACAAGCUUUGGGUAGAUGUUCAAAACCUUUGAAUCAAUGCUUCUCCUGUAGCAAUAACUACAGCCCCGCUCAAUGAAACAAGGAGGUACUUCUACAAAAUAUGAAUUAGUACAUGGUUCGAUCUAGUAGUGAUCUCAUGUAUUGUGAUAAAUACUCUUGUUCUGGCAAUGAUUUAUGCCAGAAUGAGUGACUCGUAUGCUCUGACGAUUAACAUAUUCAACUAUUUCUUCUUAAUUCUAUACAACAUUGAGUUCAUUAUCAAAAUAAUUGGUCUGGGAAAGCAGUACUUCACAAGAGAUCAAUGGAACUUAUUUGAUUUCGUAUGACUAGUUGGAUCUGAUCUCUCCAUCCCUCUUAGUUUUUUUUAAUGCAGGAGGAUUUCAAAGUAUUUUCAUUUUUUUAAGAGCAUUCAGGAUUCUAAGACUAUUGAGAUUUAUUCAACAAUACAAUGGAGCAAGUACUAUCUUGACUUUCGUACAUGCUGCGAGUCAAAUUCAGAAUGUAUUAACCUUAGUCGCUCUGAUUCUGUUCAUAUAUGCUGCUUUGGGAAUUAAUCUUUUCGGAACAGUGAUGUACAAAGAAAACUACAAUGAUCGAAAUAAUUUCAGAGAUAUUUUUCAGGCUCUCAUGCUUCUUUUAAGAUGCCUCACAGGAGAAGACUGGAUAUUUGUCAUGCAUGAUCUAGCUAGUUCAGAUCCUUUCGAAGGCCAAGAGUGAAGCAACAAUCAGUCCUAUGAGGAGCUACAGAGGGAUGGUAUUCAUGGAUGUGGAUCAAUAGUUGCUUAUCCUUUCUUCAUAUCAUUUUUCAUCAUCAAUUCCAUUGUAAUUUUGGAUUUAUCUAUUGGUGUUUUCAUUGAUGCUCUCCAAGAAGCUCGAAAGUAUAACAAAAUUCUAUUUGGAACACAGCAAGUGAAAGAAUACCAAGAAUUAUGGGCGGAUUAUGACCCUAGCGGAACUGGGUGGAUUAGUGUCUACCAGAUGGUAAUGUUAGUCUUCGAGCUUUCCUACCCGGCUGGCAUGGGAAAGCAUCACCCAGAAUAUCGCAAAACUUACGAAUAUGAUUACAUUCAUAAAAAACUGAAGCAAGAAAACAUGUACUUGCUUUAUGCUCUGGAAAAGAGUAAAGAUCAUGAAUUCUUCAGGAAAGAUGAAAUUAAGAAAACUUUUAUCGAGGGAAGUCUUUAUUAUCUCAAUGAAUCAAAAGGUUUAGCCAUAAAAGACAUGAGGGCCAUGCUCAUGCUUUCUAAGUAUAAAAUACCUGUUUAUGAGGGCCAACUUGUCCAUUUUAGGGAUGUUUUACAGCAAGUCAUUAAAAACGCAUUCGAUGCCACAGGAGAAGAAUACCUUCCUGACGCAACAAUCCAGAAAAAGUUUUUAAGAAAAUGGAAAUUUAAGACUAGCAAGAAGAUACUUACUGAGGAAAUUGACCUUUUCCUUUCAGGAAGUAUUUUCUUGGACAGAUAUCGAACAUUUAAAGCAAAAGCUGAAGAUGAUUGCAAUGACUCUCUAAAUAUAGAAGAGAUGGAAUAUUAUGAGGAUACUAGAUACCAAUUUGAGAACUUUCAUGACAAAAGAUAUUACAAAAAGUUCCAUUCUAGAAAUCCUUUCUAUAAAGGUCAGAGCAAAGAUUCUGUGACCGAGAAUAAUAAAGAUGAUGCUGAAGAAAGAAAAUAUGGUACAACGUACAGAAACCCAUUCAAUGAUUCCAUUCCAAGUUUGGAUGAUAACUUAGGUAAAUUCUAUGGUCAAAAUCUAAACCUAGCACGGGACAACAUGUCGCUCAUUAGAGACAUUGAAAUGAGAAGGCAUGACUCCUGAGAUUCUUCAGUUCCUAUUGACACAUACCCAAAUAAUGAGUUUCCAGAGAUAUCUGAGAAUCUUGAUAAACUUGAAAGUGAGAAGGCUCCCGAAUCAAUAUUUUCAGUAAUGAUUUCUAGAGAGGACAGAAGAAUAAAGAGAAGAAAAUAUUCUGAAUAA
Molecule: messenger RNA, 6144 nt
Organism: Moneuplotes crassus
Lineage: Eukaryota; Ciliophora; Spirotrichea; Euplotida; Euplotidae
Source: the annotation of a GenBank genome assembly